Messenger RNA from Lithohypha guttulata, 933 nucleotides. RefSeq lists its product as uncharacterized. Lineage: Eukaryota; Fungi; Ascomycota; Eurotiomycetes; Chaetothyriales; Trichomeriaceae. The transcript has a single exon. The record is from RefSeq and is a predicted model, not a curated record. Gene Ontology annotation, cellular component: COP9 signalosome. Bases 1 to 933 code for a protein of 310 amino acids.
AUGGAUCAAGCUCAGCCCAAAGCGCUGGCAGCUUUGCAACCAUUCAUUAUCGAGGCCACGUCUACAAAGUCACCAUCUCCACGGUUCCUGAAGGAGCUCAUCAUUCGAGCAACCUCUGCUCAAGGCACAUAUAUCUUCACCGAGUUACUGCAGACUCCAGCCGUACAGACCUUACAAACUGCCGAGCCAGAGUCCAGAUCAUAUCUGACACUUCUUGAACUCUUCAGCUAUGGCACUUAUCAAGAGUACCAAUCAACUCCAAACCUCCCGACCCUUACAGAUGCUCAAACACAAAAGCUUCGACAACUAUCUCUGCUGACCUUGGCUUCACCUUUCUUGCCAAUUCAAGACCCCAAGGCAGAUCCUCUCACAUAUCCCAACCUGGUUACUGGCCUUGGUCUUGCUGCACCUCACGAGCUCGAAUCAUUGGUCAUAUCUGCAACUUAUGCCGGUCUGCUCACAGCUCGACUCUCACCCACAUCGACUCCUCCUCGAGUUCACAUUACCUCAGUGGCUCCUCUUCGAGACCUUCGACCUCAAUCUCUGCCUGCCAUCCUCCAGAUCUUAACAACCUGGCAAGGCAGAUGCACAUCUACCGUUACCGGCCUCGAAACAGAAGCCGCAAACAUCAGAUCACAAGCUGCUCGUCGAACAGAGCUUCAACGCAGGAGACAAGACAUUGUUGACACCGCUGUCGUGCAGGGGGAGAAUGACAAUUCCAAAACAGUCCGACCCCGAGACCGCAAAGGCAACAAAAGAGAUCUUGACGAGCGCAUGGAGGGUGAGAAUGAUGAGGACGCGAGUAGUGAUGAUGUAUACAUGGACCUGGAUGACAGUGGGGACUUUGCUGAGAAGGGUCGAGCUCCUGCUCCUCUACUAGCACGUGGAGCGAAGCGGAAUCGAGGUCGUGGUGGCCUCGGCGGACUUACAUGA